Molecule: messenger RNA, 459 nt
Organism: Dermatophagoides pteronyssinus (European house dust mite)
Lineage: Eukaryota; Metazoa; Arthropoda; Arachnida; Sarcoptiformes; Pyroglyphidae
Biological process (GO): regulation of transcription by RNA polymerase II
Cellular component (GO): nucleus
Molecular function (GO): RNA polymerase II cis-regulatory region sequence-specific DNA binding; DNA-binding transcription factor activity, RNA polymerase II-specific
Source: RefSeq, a predicted model, not a curated record
AAAUCAACAAUUUUAGGUGAAUCAAGUACACCAAGAAGAUUACGUACAGCCUAUACAAAUACACAAUUAUUGGAAUUGGAAAAAGAAUUUCAUUAUAAUAAAUAUUUAUGUCGACCACGUAGGAUUGAAAUAGCUGCAUCAUUAGAUUUAACUGAACGACAAGUAAAAGUUUGGUUUCAAAAUCGAAGAAUGAAAUAUAAACGACAAAAUAAUAGUAAAACUGGUUCGGAUGAAAAAAGUUCAUCAAAAACAUCAUCUUCAUCUUGUAAUGAUGGUAUUGGAUCCGAUGAUGAUAACGACGAUGACGACGACGAUGAUGAUGACGAUAUUGAUGGCGAAGAUGCAGAUGAUAAUGUCGUUGGCGAUGAUAAUUUCGAUCCAGAAUUAUCAAUGAAAUUCAAUUCCAAUGAACCGAAAUUACCAUUUGAUGAUCCAAUCACCACCACCUCCGCCGCUAUU